This is a messenger RNA of Ilex paraguariensis (yerba mate), 1478 nucleotides long. The record is from the annotation of a GenBank genome assembly. Lineage: Eukaryota; Viridiplantae; Streptophyta; Magnoliopsida; Aquifoliales; Aquifoliaceae.
AGGACUGCGACAACUCCUGUGGAACUUAAAACAUGUCUAAAAUCCAUCAAAGAAAAUGCCUUUUGUGCCUCUCCGUACCCUGUCAUAAUAACUCUGGAAGACCACCUCACACCAGAUCUUCAGGCUAAAGCAGCACAGAUGGUCACUGAGACAUUUGGGGAAACACUGUUUUACCCUGAAUCAGAAUGCUUUAACGAAUUUCCUUCUCCCGAAGAGUUGAAAUAUCGCAUUAUUAUUUCAACCAAACCUCCAAAGGAGUACCUUGAAGCUGACAGUUUCAAGAACAAGAGAAAUAACUCGCAGAAUUUGAAGGAUUCGGAUGAAGAUGUUUGGGGAAAGGAGCCAUCAAGCCUUACUGCUGACCAAGAAGACAAUGAUACGAGUGAUAGUGAUAGGAGUGAUCACAACCACGAUGAAGCAGACGAUGAUGAUAAAAAAUUACGACCAUGUCUUGAAUAUAAGCGUCUAAUAACUAUCCAUGCAGGAAAACCCAAAGGUGGGUUAAAGGAGGCACUAAAAGUAGAAAUUGAUAGAGUUAGACGCCUCAGUUUGAGUGAACAAGCACUAGAAAAGGCAGCUGAAUCCCAUGGACUGGAUGUUCUGAGGUUCACCCAGAAGAAUAUCCUGAGGGUGUACCCUAAAGGUACUCGGUUUAACUCAUCUAACUACGAGCCAUUCAUUGGUUGGAUGCAUGGAGCUCAGAUGGUUGCAUUUAAUAUGCAGGGAUAUGGUAGAGCACUUUGGUUGAUGCAGGGGAUGUUCAGAUCCAACGGAGGGUGUGGUUAUGUGAAAAAACCUGAUUUCUUGAUGAACGUUGGUCCCCAUAAUGAGGGUUUUGAUCCUAAAGCAAAGUUGCCAGUGAAGAAAACUUUGAAGGUGAAAGUCUAUAUGGGAGAUGGAUGGCAUUUGGAUUUUAAGCAAACUCACUUUGAUCUGUAUUCCCCACCUGACUUCUACACUAGGGUUGGCAUAGCUGGAGUGCCUGAUGAUGAGGUAAUGAAGAAAACAAAGACAAAAGAGGAUAAUUGGACACCUGUUUGGGGUGAAGAGUUCACAUUUCCAUUGACAGUUCCUGAGCUAGCUUUACUUCGGAUUGAAGUACACGAGCAUGACAUGUCUGAGAAAGAUGAUUUUGCUGGGCAGACGUGCUUACCUGUUUCUGAAUUAAAGCCCGGGAUACAUGCAGUCCCCCUGUGCGACCGCAAGGGAGAGAAGUACAAUUCAGUGAGGCUUCUCAUGCGCUUUGAGUUUGUCUGAAAUCUUCAUUUUCAUCUGUAUAUUUGUGCACUUUUUACCUACUCUGGCUUUCUACUAUGAUGUUUGUGUUUGGCUUUGAGGACUCUAAUAGGCAUUUGUUGUAGAAGAUUUGUGUGUGAUUGGACAUAAAAUUUUAUGAAUCUUCUUUUGAGAUUAGGUGGGGAAAUUCGGACAAAGCAAAAAGAGAAAAAACAUUGUUGUUAAUUAAAUGGUUCGUUUUG